This is a messenger RNA of Parastagonospora nodorum SN15, 975 nucleotides long. RefSeq lists its product as hypothetical. Gene Ontology annotation, molecular function: hydrolase activity. The transcript is spliced from 2 exons. The record is from RefSeq and is a predicted model, not a curated record. Bases 1 to 975 code for a protein of 324 amino acids. NCBI's taxonomy places the organism in Eukaryota, Fungi, Ascomycota, Dothideomycetes, Pleosporales, Phaeosphaeriaceae.
AUGCUCAACAUCCGCAACACCAUCGCCCUUGGCGCCAUCUCCACUCUCGCGGCUGCGCAGACUACUGCCCCCAAGCUCGACGCUCAAUGCGCUGAUGUAGUCAUCUUCAUGGCUCGUGGCAACGAUGCCCCUUACCACGAUGGCCGCACCACCCCCUUCAUCGAUGCCACCUGCGCCAAGCUCAACGGUCAGGGCAAGUCCUGCGACUACAUCGACAUCCAGUUUGACGUGACUCUUGGUGGAGACUACUGCGCCCAGGUCGCCGAGGGUGCCCGCAACGGACAGUCGCAGAUCGCUGCUUUCCAGGCAAAGUGCCCCUGCACGCACAUUGUCGUCAACGGCUACUCCCAGGGUGCUCACGUUGUCGGAGAUGUCCUCGGAGGACCCGGUGGUUGCACCAAGGUUUCCAAUGGUAUUGACAACAACUCUGCCGCUGGCAAGGCUAUUGCCGCCGCUCUCAUCUGGGGUGAUGUGAUGCACACCGCCAACCAGCCCUACAACGUCCUCGAUGGCGCGGACAAGCAGAAGAACCCCCGUCCCGCUGAGGACCUUGCCCUGCUCAACCGCUACGCUGGUGUCCUCCGCGCCUACUGUGCUGCCGGUGACCCAGUCUGCGCUGGUGGCAACAACGUCGCCGACCAUUUGAACUACUUCGAGCUGUACACCGACGACGCCUCGUCGUGGGUCGUUGGCAAGAUCGACGGUACCGCCGACCUGUGCCCUGCUGCCAGCUCCGCACCCCUUCCCUCCGCCACUGCGCCCGCUUCCUCUGGCGCACCGGCUGUCACUGCUUCCGCAUCCGGCUCAUCUGUCGGUGCUCCCGUUGUUACUGCUACCGCUGAGGGUUCCACCGUUGCCCCAGAGUCGACCCCUUGCACUAGCUCCGCCCCGGCCGUUACUCCUGCUCCUUUCCCACCCGCUGUCGAGUACGGCACCUGCGUCCAGGCCGUCGAGGUCGUGACCGUGUACGCUUAA